GAUGUUGCAAACUGUUUCCUUUAAUAAAUAAAGAAUUUUUUACGAAAAAUCAACGUUUAUGCCAUAAGGGGUCAAAUGACCCCCUAUGGUAAGAUUAGGUAUAAAACAAUGCCGGUACGUUUAGUGUUAAGAGGCAAGUAAUUUCUGCAAUAGUAAGGAAUGUAAUUAACAAAUAUAUUGUUUUGGAAACCAUAAGUAUAUUCAGGAGUAAAUUUUUCUUGUUAUUAAUGGAUGAGAGUAUAGAUGUUGCAAACAUGAAACAUGUAUGUAUUUUGGCAAGAUACGUACACGAAGGUGAUAUCAAGAUGUUUUUAUUAGACUUAGUUAGAGUAAAGGCUGCAAAUUCAGAGAGCUUAUUCCUAUGUUUGAUGUAUACACUGAAAAAAUAUAAUCUGCCCAUUAAUAAUUUAAUAGGCUUUUGUGCUAACAAUACAAAUGUUAUGAUGGACAAACAUAAUUCUGUGGCACCUCGCUUAUUAGAAGUUAAUGUAGAAAUUAGCAUAUUUCCGUGUAUACGUCAUUCUUUUCAUUUAAUUGCAAGACAUGCAUACGAAGUAUUAUUUAAAGAAUUUGAUAAUUUUUUAUAUGCAGUAUACACAUAUUUUGCACACAGCCCAAAGAGGCAGAUAGCUUUAGAAACCAAACAAAAAGAAAUGAAAAUACAGCAACAAAAAAUUUUGAAACCAUCUCCAACAAGAUGGCUAAGUUUACAUGGUUGUAUUGAACGAAUUUUAAUGCAGUGGGCUGCUCUAUGUGCUGUAUUUAAGGAUGCAACAGAAAGUCAUGAAUCUGCAAUAGCAGCUCGGCUAAACAAAAAUUUCAAUUGCCCAUAUAUGAAAGCAUAUCUAGAAUUUCUCAUACUUCCUCUGGGAUUAAUUACAAAUUUUAUUGCAACGUUUCAAAAAAACGAUUUUGUCAUUCACAAUAUGCUGUCUGUAUGUUUGACAUUAGUAAGACAUUUGGCUGGAUUUUUUAUUAAACGUGAUUAUGUUAGAAUGGAAAACAUAUAUGAAUUAAAUAUUGAUGAUCAAGAUAAUUUGCUUACAAUAGAAGAAACUUAUAUUGGUGAAGAUGCCAUAUGUACAAUGAAUGAAAUAAGAAAUAGGAAUACAAUGGAAGAUGCCAAUAAAAUUAAAGAAUUUUAUGAAACGGCACAAAGAUUUUAUAAAAUUACGUUUAAAGAACUAGUCAGAUGUAUUCCAUUUAAUGAAACUUUCUUACAUUCACUCAAUUUUUUGAAACCAGAAAUUGCGUUAACAAUUCAGCGCACAAGCCGGAUUCAAUUUGUGAAGUUAUAAAGAAAUUUCCAAGUAAGUUUAAUAGGAAUGAAGUUUUAACCGAAUGGUGUUUAUUACCCACCCAUUUUAGUAAUGAUGAGAUACAGUUACUAACGCUUAUGAACGAAAAAGAGUUUUGGUCCAAAAUUAAAGAUAUCAAAGAUCCCAGCGGCAUGAAAUGUAUGUUUGGCAAUAUUGCUCGAUUGGCAGAAAUAUGUCUCGCAUUGACAUACUUAAAUGCAGAUGUUGAAAGAACUUUUUCUAUGCUUACAAACAUGAAAACUAAACAUAGGAAUAAGCUCCAGUCGGAAACCGUUGCAUCUUUAAUAAGGAUUAAGUUAGAUAUGAAAAACAAGAACAAGACUUGUGAAACAUAUGAAAUCUCCGAUGAGAUGUUAAAAUUAUUCAACAAUGAUAUGUAUAACAAAGUUGUCAUACCUGAAGAUUUUUCUUCAGUCGUAUCGCCAGAGUCAGAUGAAAGUGACUCCUUAAUUGAUGACGAAUAAUUUUCGGCAGAAGUUCAUUACAUAUGCAUAUGUGUAAAUAUUUUUAUAAUUUGUGUAUAUUUCUAUAUAUUUGUAUAAUUUGUAUAUACUUCCAUAUAUAGUCAACCCUUCUAACACGGUUAAUUCGUUCUGGUUAAUCGAAACCGUGUUAAAAGAAAUCUAAAAGGGUGAGGGUUCCGUUCGUUCCGUUCGUUUUGGUGCCGUGUGUCGUAGUGGUGAGUGCCGUGAGUGGUUCUCUCUUUUUUUCAAGCUGAACAUCUUGCUUAUGUUAAUAAAAAUUGUGAUGCGCGAUGAGAACAUUUCUUCUACCAAUAUGAGCUGUGCCAGAAAAAAAUCAUAUUAUUAGAAUACCGUAUUGUAAAAGAAUGUUAUAGGAGAGUUGAUUGUAUUUGUAUAAUUUGUAUAUAUUUGUACAUAUUUUACAUAGAAGUGUCCAAAAAAUUAAAACAUUAUUUUUUGUAAAUCAAUAUUCCAUGUAUUUUACUUUGUAUUGACCUUCACAUUUCACUUUUACAAUUCUAAUAUGUUAAGAUAAACUGUGCAAGGAUAGGAUCAUACAAGUCAAAAUUGCCCUUAGAGGUUUUUCAAUGACUAUUAUAUCCUUAGAGCACAUAUGUAUAUACAGGGUGAGUUACAAAUUAGUCCCCACGAU
Molecule: messenger RNA, 2435 nt
Organism: Megalopta genalis
Lineage: Eukaryota; Metazoa; Arthropoda; Insecta; Hymenoptera; Halictidae
Source: RefSeq, a predicted model, not a curated record